Messenger RNA from Durusdinium trenchii, 4958 nucleotides. The record is from the annotation of a GenBank genome assembly. NCBI's taxonomy places the organism in Eukaryota, Dinophyceae, Suessiales, Symbiodiniaceae.
GUCGUGGUCUCAAGCUUCGUACAAGCAAAGCCUUUGAGCUUUUCAUCAGCACAAGGGCCUGAGUUUGUCGGUGUGGCCACGCACAUCGAGAGCAACUGAUACAGGCCUCAUGCCAGUGUCAGCAUUCCCGCGCUGCAGGCUGCAGGAUGCUUGAAGUGGGAUGCCUUAUGUGCGAUCCUUCUGCUCACAGCCAUCCUUGGCAAGCAAUGGGUUGGGCUACAUCCAGCAAGCAACCCAAGCCCGGCGAAAGCUUUUGGGAAACAUCCCACGUUGGAUUCAAACAGCUGUAUCAAGAGAGGGCAAGUUUAAAGCAAAUGGAAACAAAUGGAAACUGCUAAAUCUGUCAAUCAAAGGGGUUCCAUGCACAUAUUAACAAUAGCCGCUCGUGCAGUGUCCUCAAAAAAUGAUUUUAGUGCGGUCCUAUUGCGCAUGAGCACAGCAGUUUUCAAAGCUUUUCAGGCUGUGCCUCGGAUCAAUUGCCAGAGUGCGGAAUUUUGGGACCUGGCGAUUGGCUUAGCUUGGCAAAGAUCCAGGUUCAACACUAUGUAAAAUGGAUCGAGCUUGCCUCCCUUGAUGGUGGAUAUGGGAAAAUCUCCAUACAUUUGGGGAGGGACACAGGCAAACCACUUUAUCGCCCGAAAGCUUGAGAAGGCGGAGAUUGAAGCGCAGGGAGGCAAGUUAAGCUUCACAUACACUCUAACACUAGCACAUGCGAUCAACCGGUUCGACCAGGUGGACGCUGCAUAAACUUGCACAAAGGAUAUGGCCGCCUGAAAAAUUUGCUGUAGCCGUCUAUGGCCAAUAUCAUGGCAGAGUCAGAAGGGUGAGGGCUAUCCUGUUGAGGUCUCACGCUCAAUAGUGAUGAAAUUUCAGAAGGCACCCCACGGCUGAGGAGGUCUAACUAACAACAACUUCCAAACGUCAGCAUCGGACUAACUCAUCAAGUGCACAAUGUGUUCCUAAAAGUGAGAUCCAUCAGGGAGUCAUCUGACUGCUGGUCCUGUGGCUUCCGCACCAAGCAAAAACUCCUCGCGUCACAAAUCGCCACAGUAGCCGACAUUCUGUCUUUGUCCUUCUUCUCACCUGCUUAAAGUGGUCGUUUUGUGGGUCACUUUGGGGAAUUUGAAAAGCCUCUCCGAAUAAGCAGGCCGCUACAGAAUCAGAGUGGCUUUGUUGUGGGCCCCUUUUGUGGAGUUCCAGUUGAUGAAAAAUUGUCUUGCAGUGGAUCUUUCACACCAUCGGUGAGUAGGCUGGUCCAAUGCUCUCUUUGUGUAUCGAUGAAUGGGCCAACCUGUGUCUUCCGAUUCUGCCUUUACUGAUUUUCGGUUCACUACGAAGCCAAGACAUGCCUUCGCAGCUAAAUGACAGCUUGUACAAGGUCUCGUUCGUAAAACUAGCCCAUGCUUGCUGCCGUCCAACAUGUCUCUUACAAUCUGCAACAUAUGCCUAGCGCUACAACGAGUCUCAGAAUCUCUGCUUCUUUUGGCGCCUCCUCAGAAGCUGCCUAGACGGCAGCAGGAAGCGGGAGUUGCAAAAUGUGUCAAUAAUCAAAGUCGAUUCGAUAUGAUGAAUGCAGCAGCUCGUUGAUUCGGCCUGUACCGUACAGGUCACUCAGGGUCCCAAAGAAAAGCCUCUCUGAAUAAGCAGGCCGCUACAGAAUCAGAGUGGCUUUGUUGUGGGCCCCUUUUGUGGAGUUCCAGUUGAUGAAAAAUUGUCUUGCAGUGGAUCUUUCACACCAUCGGUGAGUAGGCUGGUCCAAUGCUCUCUUUGUGUAUCGAUGAAUGGGCCAACCUGUGUCUUCCGAUUCUGCCUUUACUGAUUUUCGGUUCACUACGAAGCCAAGACAUGCCUUCGCAGCUAAAUGACAGCUUGUACAAGGUCUCGUUCGUAAAACUAGCGCAUGCUUGCUGCCGUCCAACAUGUCUCUUACAAUCUGCAACAUAUGCCUAGUGCUACAACGAGUCUCAGAAUCUCUGCUUCUUUUGGCACUUUUUCAGAAGCUGCCUAAACGGCAGCAGGAAGCGGGAGUUGCAAAAUGUGUCAAUAAUCAAAGUCGAUUCGAUAUGAUGAAUGCAGCAGCUCGUUGAUUCGGCCUGUAUAUACAGGUCACUCAAGGUCCCAAAAGAAAAGCCUCUCUGAAGAAGCAGGCCGUUACAAGGUGUCUUUGUUGUGGGCCCCUUUUGUGGAGUUCAAGGGAAAUUUGUAGAUCUUUCGCCGUUGAUGCAUAGGCUACCCCCAAAUCCUCGUAUCGACGAUCUGCCCUGCAUUCCUGCUUUACGAGAUGGCCUCUCCGUUCUGCAGGCAAGAGCUGAUGAACAGUGGCGCCUGCAGCUAUUGAAUGCCCUGCCAUGUGACGGUUUGUCCGAGGUCUUGCUCCUCCUGAACUUGGUGCUCCCUUUCUCUACAAAAUAUGAUAUGCCUUUCUCUUGCUGCAGCGUCUAGCCGUCACAGCUGCCCCAAAAUUACCUCUCUCUCUAUGUUCAAAAAAUAUUUCAGAAUCUUUGCUUGCCUCUAGAAGGUGCACCACUGGCAAGGGGGGGUACAAAAUGUGUCCAAAUCAAUCUUGUUUCGAUAUGACGAGCGCCAGAGCUGAUUCGGCCUGCACAAGUUCCUUAAGCCCCCAAAAGUGAUGUUGUGGGACCCUUUUGCUCCAUGGAUGUUGUCGAUAUUGUCACGGCGAAUCUUUGUUCGCGUAUCGGUGAAUAUGCCGACCUGAAUCUCCCGAUUCUUCCUUUACGAGAUGGCUUUGCCCUUCGGGCUCACCAGACAUGAGCUGGAUCACCUGAUCUUUAGGCAUGUCGAAGCCAAAGUGAUGUGCGAAAAAAAGACAAUACCUGCGCAGCUGUUUGAUGGUUUGACGUCCUGCUCCUGAAAUUGGCACAUGCUCCCUGCCACCUAUUCUCUACUCUCAACGAUCUACCGACACGUCUCCACAAGAGACUUUCUUGGACUCUUUGUGUUGCGCUUGUGCUUCUUCAGAAGCUGCAUAAGGCCUGCCGCACUGACAUUUCUAAGCUUGUUGCAUCGCGCCUGUUCUGUACAUCCAGGGUCUGGCUCGCGCUGACAAGCUGAACACUUUAUAAACGUUACAUUCCUGACUCACAGUGCAGCAAACUGUAAACUCCUCCGAUACAUGCGUCAGUGUGCAAUGAACGGCUCGACUCAACUCCGUAAACGUUACAUGCCUCAGGCAGUGAACCAGCUCUUGCGUUACAUGUCACAGAGUGCAAUGAACUGCCUGACUUUUGAAACACGUAACGGGCCACAUAGUGCACUGAACAGCUCUAAACAUCAGGUGCAAACCUACCCACCCAACGCCAUGGAGGGCACUGGCAAGUGGGAGUUGCAAAACGUGUCAAAAAUCAAAGUUGACGGGAUACAUCUGCAAAGGACCAAAGGACCAAAGGCUUGGCUAUAUCUGCAAACACUCUAGUGAUGAGUACUCAAUCUAGAUGGAUCUAAAUGGACAUUCAAUCCCCAUGCUUGGGACACCGCAUAGUUGUGCCAUGUUGCCUCAGCUUGCUUUCUCCAUCUUCCACCCACGGACUUUCAAAAUCGCGUUGCGCAGCUCACCUGGAAGCGAUCCACUGCAGAACACCACGCCUCUCCACAUACAUGCCUGGUCAUGCACCAGAACACAUGCAGCUUAUGUAGAAGUCUAACUUUCCUCCAACCCACCUGUGGGAGGUCAGGGAAGACAUCAUGGCUGUUUGGAACUGAACAUGGCCUGGCAGCUACAUGAGGCAACAAGCGACCUGACCCUUCUGCUAAAGCUAUCCGCGCAUUCCCACCAUGGAGAGUCUUGACAGGUGUGCACAAGGUCCUGCAGGUGGAUCAACUCACGAUCGUUCCAACCUAAAGGAAUCUCUUCCAAGUGAGCAUUUGACGAAGUGCUCAAGCCUUGAUCAAGCUCAAAAUAUGCACCAAGGUGACUGAAGUGGACAAGUUACAAUUCCAACUUAGCCACAUGGCCCCUUGACAAGGUCAGCUUCAGAGUCGGGAGGUUGUCAAGAUUCAACUACACAUUUGAGACACAUGGCCGGAAUGUGAAUGCUCCGCAUCCUGACCACCAAUCAAAACACCCCAACACAUUUAAGGAUAUACGAUGUGAAAACACAAACGUGGAGCCGGCGGAUGUAGGUGGGGCAAAUGCCCCUGUUUCUGAAGCCAAGAGGCACACAGUCAAAAUGCACCUUGGAAAACCGAAAUGAGAACGUUGGCGGGAAGAGGCAACUGCAGGGCGGCCAUUGGUUUGCGGGUCAGCCACAAGAACGCUCCUGCACACCGGCGAUUCUCGCUUCUAAAUCAGCGCUAGGGCCAAGACGUGAGUGUUCGAGGGCAGUAAGCCCUGCUUCUUAAAGGAUCACAUGCUCUUGUAGUGUUUGGGCACUUGGCAGUGGAACUCUGUGUGUUGGCGGGCUUGAGUAGGAACUCCGGGAUGCUCUGGCAACUCUUGACUGAGCAACUGCCAAAAAGCCUGGUUGGUCGGAAAAGCGUCCUGCAGCAAUACGGUUCUUUACAUUGACAUUGGGGCCUUGAAGGCUCAUAUGGCUUUCUGAUAUGAAUUGCCGCGAAAACUUGAAGCACACCUGAGCAAAUCAUCAUAUACAAGCGUGACCUGACGUUGCGCUGAUCAUUGAAGUAUCAAGUCUAUAGGGCCUAUAGGGGCAUGUCUUCCUGCUUUCACUCCCUGAGGCAGGAACUAGGUUGGCAGGGGCUCUCUCUGGGAGGGUUGGAUGAACAGGCCAUUACUUCGAAUUCCUCAGACCUGCUAGGCGUUUGGCCCCAGGCCCGUGAGCCUUCAAGAAGGUUCAAUGCAGGUCCCUGCGCCCACCAGCACGUGUGCUGGAGUUGCAUAAGGCAUUUGAUCAUAUUGGAUCAUAGGGUCUGAGCUCAUUCCCCAGUUCCUCGAUGUACUCCUGGCCUCUACACCAGCAAUCCCAACACUAAGCACUCGG